Molecule: messenger RNA, 1855 nt
Organism: Aquila chrysaetos chrysaetos
Lineage: Eukaryota; Metazoa; Chordata; Aves; Accipitriformes; Accipitridae
Gene: NEURL2
Product: neuralized E3 ubiquitin protein ligase 2
Exons: 2
Coding region: 785-1672 (295 amino acids)
Biological process (GO): intracellular signal transduction
Molecular function (GO): ubiquitin protein ligase activity
Source: RefSeq, a predicted model, not a curated record
CGGCGGGAGCCCGCGGCCCCCUGCGGGCACGACGGCGGCAGCCGGAGGCGGGGGUGCGGCGCCCGGCGGGCAUCGGCGGGUACUGCCGGCUGCCACCGGGCACAGCGGGGACGGCCGGGCACCGCCGGUGACAGCUGGGUGCCACCGGGCACCGCUGGCUACAGCCGGGCUCUGCCGGGCAUCACCGCAUACAGCCGGGCACUGCCGGGCAUCACCACAUACAACCGGGCAGCACUGGGCACAGCUGGACACUGGCGGGCAGCACCGGGCACCGCCCGGGCAUCACUGGGUACAGCCAGGCACUGCCAGGCAUCACUGCACACAGCCAGGCACCACCGGGCAGCACUGGGCACUGCCAGGCACUGCCAGGCAGCACUGGUACAGCCAGGCACUGCUGGGCAUCACCACAUACAGCCAGGCAUCACUGGGCACUGCCGGGCAUCACCAGGUACAACCAGGCACUACCAGGCACUGCUGGGCAUCACCACAUACAGCUGGGCAGCACCAGGUACAACCGGGCACCGCCAGGCAUCACCAGGUACAGCUGGGCACUGCCGGGCACCCAGGCACAGGCGGGCAGCGCCGGGCAGGCACUGCAUGGAGCGCCUGCAGCCCCGGAGAGGCCGGUGGGGCCUGGCUGCGCCCCAGCAGACAGGGGGUCCCCUCCCGCCCUCCCCCGCGGCACUAGGACCCCUCCGAGCCAUCCUGGCUGUCCCUGCCCGGAGGAGCCGUCACCACCUCGCAGCAGCUGUGACGGGGACGGUUAAAAAUAGCGGUGGCGGCGAUGGCUGCCCGGUGCCGCCUCGCCGCGCGCUUUCACCACGUCCACGGCACCAAUGUCCGCCUGGACGCUUCGCGGACGCGGGCCACCCGGGUGGAAAGCUUCGCCAACGGGCUCUGCUUCAGCCAGGAGCCGCUGGCGCCCGGGCAGAUUUUCCUGGUGGAGAUCGAGGAGAAGGAGCUGGGCUGGUGCGGGCAUCUGCGCGUGGGGCUGACGGCCCACGACCCCCAGAGCCUGGAGGUGGUGCCCGAGUAUUCGCUGCCGGACCUGGUCAACAUGGGGGACACCUGGGUGUUCGCCAUCACACGGAGCCACAACCGCGUCACGGUGGACGGGGAGGAGGCGCGGGUGCGGAGCCCGGCCUGGGAGCCCUUCCUGCUGAUUGAGCGGGUGAGGAUCCCCCGCGACACGCUGGUGGGGCGCAGCAGGCCCGGGCGCUACAGCCACAUCCUGGACGACCUGUACAAGGCGAACGUGCUGCCCGCGACCGCCCGGCGCAGCCGGAUCGGCGUGCUGUAUGCCCUGCAGCCCGACGGCACCGCCGACAUGCACAUCGUCAUCAACGGAGAGGACAUGGGGCCGAGCGCCAGGCACCUGCCCACCACCCGCCCGCUCUACGCCGUGGUUGAUGUCUUCGCCUCCACCAAGAGCGUCCGGGUCAUCCCGGUGGAAUACGGCUGUAGUUCCCUCCCUACAGACCCUCUGCCGGCUGGUCAUCCAGAAGCACAUCGUCCACCGCCUGGCCAUCGACGGCUUGGACCUGCCCCCGCCACUGAAGAGCUUCUGCCAACACGAGUGAGGUGUGGAGGGUGCUGCCCUGGGCUGCCACCCAUGUCGCCAGCCCCACUGGUGAUGGCCGGCGGGCUGCCCGGGCAGGAUCCGUGCCCCUAGCUGCCCUGUCACCCCCGGGGCGGGCGCCUGCGCACACGGCAUGUGCCGCCGAAGGGCCAACGCGAGAGCACGGGCAGUGCAUCAGAGGGACUUUCCUCCGUGCAGACGGGUGCGGCAGGGCCGGUGUGCGCGCAGGAGGGUGCCACAGGUCAGAGUGAGCAAUAAAGCGCUUCCAGCCAGAAA